Molecule: messenger RNA, 5065 nt
Organism: Orbicella faveolata
Lineage: Eukaryota; Metazoa; Cnidaria; Anthozoa; Scleractinia; Merulinidae
Biological process (GO): signal transduction
Molecular function (GO): protein binding
Source: RefSeq, a predicted model, not a curated record
GGCGAGUUAAUUAAAGUUAGAAUAAAUUGCGCACGCGCAUAGAGCCAGUUUGCAAGUACAGUGCAAAAUCGUGUCUACAAUGAAAUGAUUCUUCUCUGGACAAACAACGAUAUGGCACGUUCUAUCUCAACGCAGACCCCAGCAUUAGCAAAAUACUCAAAUUAAAGGUCACUCGUGAGAGGGAUGGUUUCACGUCUGUGGUUUAUUUCCUUUGAAAAGGCCCCGGAAUGAGGAAGAGAACUGACCACGUGACGAUGUACAAAGCAUGCAAGGAGUUGUGGGAAGUUAUUUAUGCUGAGCUUAUUCAUGAUCAAAGUGCUGUGUAUCUUCGUUGCGACUCGUAAGAGGUUAGCGAUCGUGGGUUGAAAUGGCGCUUGUGGGGUAGCGUUCUGUUCAACAAACAAAGCAUGGAGUGCAGAGAGGAGGAGGAAGGUCCUCAACAAAGCCUCAUAGCGCAGGAAAUUCUGUCUUUACCGGCGCGAGAGGUGCUCAGUUACUGUAAAGUUAGAGACCCGCUUUCACUACGAUUGAAUAUUGUGGGCGCUUUGAAAAACUGGAAAGAUGUCGCCGACUCGCUCGGUUAUCCUACGGAACAGAUCCUUGGUUUAUUCGCUCAUGACGCUAGACCAGGACUUGUAUUGCUAGAAGACUGGAUGUACAAAAAAAAUGGUCGUUUAGGAGAACUUGUGGAUGUAUUGACUAACCUCCAACUCUGCGCCUGUCUGGAAGUGAUCCACGAGUGUGUAGAAGAAUAUGAAACAACAUCAGGGAAGGGCAACCUGCCAAGUGAAGGCGAUGAGGAUGAUGACUUCAGUGACGGACAGAGAGACCAAGAAGGAUUUGGACAUAAUUCUAACACUGCUCCAUCCAGUAUGAGUAGCAAUGUCAGUGGGAGUAGCACAAAUGUUUCGUCUUCAGACUUUAAUACUUUUAACACAGAACAAACAACAUCUGUAACUUCAGAAUGUUCAACAACUUCAAAGUUACCACAUUCUUCACAAUAUGUUGCAGCUGUGGACAGUAAGGCUUUGGAUAAUGGAAUUGAUAAAUAUUUAGAGACUGGUUCAGCUGACUACAAAGAACUUCAAGGAAAGUGUUUUAGUAGUGGUAACUUGAAUGACGGGGGAGAUUCUGCUGUGAAAAGACCAGAUCUCUUUAGAUUUAAGUCGUGGUCACCUAAUUAUUCUGAAGGAGAAACUGGUGGGAAACUAGAUUCUGGCAGAGAUGGAAGGAGCUUGAUUAACCGUUCUGUUUCCCAUGAACCAAACUGCAAAAAAUCCAAGGAAGGAAAGUCUCUUCGGAAAAAGUUCAUCAGUUUGAUUUCCAAGCGUAAACGUCAGAAGAAAUCAUCUGAACAGUCAAGCAAGGAGGAAAAAUCUGGUACAGUUGAAACGUCCAUGAAUACAUCAGGCACAGCCAUGAGCUCUUACAGUGAGGCUGCUCCAAAGCCAUGUGAAAAUUUGUCUCCACUCAAUGUCACAGAGGCACGCAAAUUGUCACUUACAGAUAGUUUGAGCUCUGCAGAAUCCAUUGCCUCGCCAAUAUCCCCAGGAUAUGAAUCAGGGUAUAUGUCAUCGGAAGGUCCAUCUGUGAGUUCUGGGAAGACAAUUUCCAUCAUUCACUGCUCUGACUUGGAAGGGGAAGCCUUUAGAGAGGAGGUCUUAAAGUUGUACAAUCGUUUUGAACGUUCACUGGGCUACAGGUGUCACUUGGACAAGUUAGAACUUAUUCAAGUAGCAGAACACAAGUUCCGCUAUGCAAUAAAAAGUGUCCAGGAGAGCGACUUCUUGUUUAUUUGUGUCUCGCCAGAAUUGAAAAGAAUUUUUGAUUCUCCUCCUGAAGAAAUCAGCGACAGUCUUGAAGCUGAUGAACAGUGCAUGUUGCGACUUGAAUCCGAUCUGAUAUUAGCUGAUCUUGCUGUCCAUGCCAGCAACAGGAAAGGCAAAUUCAUGACCAUCAUGCUCAAAGGAUCGUCCAAAGGUGAUGUGCCAUGCUUUUUGAACUUGUUCAUGAAGUACCACUGGCCAAAAGAUGAACGAAAAAUCCGAUGCAUGAUAGAAGGACAGCCAGAGAUUGUCCCUGCCCCUGUUGGCAAUGUCAAGACUGACCCUCCUUCCCUGGUGGUGAAACCAGCUAAACUGAGCUAAGUGGUGAAGUUACAUGUAACAUGUUACAAGCUAUUUCUUCAUGCAGAGCUGUCAGUUAAUUCCUUACUGAAGUGGAGGGAGGAGCAAAUACUAUCCACUUACAUGUAUGGCUGCAAUUAUCUGGAUUGAAACUCAGUUGGUAAAAUAACUUAAAUAAUGUACAAAUGCUAUAAUCAUGGUGGCAUUUUUAAAACUGAUUUCUUAUGUGGGGUUUUCUGCAGGAAUAAUUAUAUAUUACUGACUGUCACAAGGCCCAAGGACACCCAAACCAUGAACACUUGACUUUUUUUCAUAAAAUUUGUUGACUAAGGCAGGGCUGCCAUUAGGUUUUGAGUCACCUGUAGCUUUGUUCUCCACACCCAUAGCAAACUUGUUUCUUUUUGGAUGAAUUCUCUCAACAACAGGCAAUGUCACUCAUAGCGUCAAGGGAAAAUCAGCCAUUCUCGGCUGUAAUAGGUGUUGCGGGUUACUGCCCUCAAUGACAGCCCUGUAAAGAAUGAAGGCUCUUUGUACAAUGAGUAAAAGGCUGCUGAUUUCACAGUGUAACAAUGCUGAAUACUCGUACGAUAUUAGGAUGCAGAUCCCUCAUUCUUUAGCAGGGGUGGAUGCCAGGAUUUUUCUUAAGAGGGGUGUACCUCUUAGGAACGGCGUAACUGACUGGUGAGGUAAACACAUUUUAAAAGCAAAUAAUUAUGAUGAAGAAGGCUUCAUCUCAAGGGGGGGAGGGUGGUGCACCCCUUGCACACUCCCCCUAGAUCUGCCCCUGUUUAGUCACUGAAAAAAUGCGUAAAAAAAGUCAAGUGCUCGUUGUUUGAGGGUCUUCACUGUUAUGUCUGUGAAUCUCUUUGACUACAAAAUCUUCCGUAAAAUUAAUUUGGCAGGAGAUAUGGCAAGGAUUGACUCACUUUUAAAAGUGCUUGUAGUUGCUGUGUGAGUAGCAUUUAAGUUAAGCAUUUGUGUAACAUUUAGAUGCGGGGCUCUUUCUUUAAAGUAGGAAAGCUAAGUGGUAUCUUAGGAGUACUGAAUUUUAAUUUGAAAAAACAUUGUACUUACCAAUACAUUGUAAAUACUAGUAGCAAUUUCCUGUGUGGCACAGCAACCGAAAUCAUAAGGGCCAAUAUAUCCUCGCCUGAAACAUUUACAGUGACACCAGUUGUUGUUUGCAUUUCAUGUUCUUUGCUUUUAUACAUGACCGAACCUUAUAUUAUCAACGGCAAAAAUUCUAUUCAUGUGAGGUCAAGGUGAGCUUAAUUUGAUAUGCAGGUAUACCAUGUAGUUUAAGCUCCAUGUAUAUUAUGAGAGCGCUGCAGCUUUUAUACAAACUCUUGCCUUGUCAUUUCUUUUCCAGCAGUUUUUUUUAUGCCUUUUUGAAAGUAUGUAGUUUUAUUUACUUUAAUUUCCAACUAUAGCAUUGUGCACUCUUAACCCCACCACCCCCGCCCCCCCCUGCUCCACACACACAGGGUGCAGGUCAAAAAAAAAAAAACCUAGUUAUUUUCUGAAUGAGUUGACGUUGUCUCAAUGUAUCUCUUUGACAUACUGUGGCAUGUCAAGGGAACUGGUUGGUUCUCUAUCAGGUCAUGUCACAGCAAGAUGACAAUCCAGAUCGGAUUAAUUUUAUAAAUUUCUUUAUGCCAAUUUCUGCCUUUUUCCCAGCUUGCUGGAAAGUUUUCUUUAGCUUUGUUGUGUUGAAGCAACAACCUCAUAGGAGUGAUUCACAUUUUCCAAAUGUCGGUUGCAAAUGGUCUAGCUGUUUGAAUCACACUAGGGGUCGAAUUUUCGUGAUGUUAUAGGUGUACAACGCUAUUUUAAAACCUUCUUACUCUAGAUCUAAAGAGGACUAAAGUUCAAACCUUGUUCUGUGAACACCAAUCAGAAAAACACUAACUUGUCUCCAUGUCUUUCUCAUGGACACAAUUUUGUAGGACUAGAAUCAAUAUGAAUAUGAACAUGUUGGUUAAGGGAGACUUCCACUGUCACUGACUCAGAAUUUUGUUUAAAUCAAGUGGAGAAAAUGUUUGAACAGCUGGCCUCUUUGAAGGAGGUUAAAGUGGGUUAAUUUUGUUUGCAAAUGCAAAUUGUUCAUGCAUUUUCUCUUUUUUAAUUUACGCUCAACGCUUCCAGUGAAAGCAAUGCAUCAUUCAGCUAUGAUUGUAUCAUACACAACUUUGCCAUAAUUUUUGACGAAAACCAGUGGUCGUUUAUAUAUCCUUGAUGUCACUGUUCAAAAGAUGUUGUUUUGCAAGACAUAUACAAUAUUCAAUGGUUUGAUCAUGAAUACAUGUGCAUUUGCACAUUCUUGUGGAUUUUAUGAGCUGGUAGUGUACUUAGGUCUUGUCAACCUUGGAUACUAUAGGGUGUAGAGUCUGAAAGAGGGCUGUCCAAACGGCUGGGGAUGGAGGUGCCACGCCCCUCUCAGAAGGUGUAGCACUAAACAGGAUUGGCUGAGAAAAUAAUAGAAACAUACAACAGAAACAGUGAACUGAAACACAAUAGAAGUGUAUGAAACAGGGAACCAAUGAAAUUACAGGUUCUGAAGAGGUGCGUGGCUUCUGGGGGAUUAGAUAGGUUGAGGGAAAAACGACCAGUUGUUUUUGAGUAGCAGCAGAAUGCCUGCUGCGAGACAGUAAUUUAAUGUUAUUUUGCAUUUAACACUAGUCAGGGGGUGUUAAAACUUGUGGAGAUCUCGGAUCGAUGUCUGACCUCCCCUAACCUUCUUAUGACACAUUAAUGAGAAUCCAAGGUUUAAUCAUCUUGACCAAAAUAGGAAUUUGCCCAAGGAAAAUUUCUAUAAUUUUAGUGAGGAAAGCAAGUAGGGGAAUUUUAGUGCUAAACAUUUUGAGUGUAAAUAUAGUAGGGCUUGAUUAUUUUCACAAUGUAACUAUGAUCAAUAAUAAAUGCGAAUCAACAGAUCUUGG